AUGUCUUUUUCUAAUGGUCCGAAUGGACUGCCACCAGGUGGGGGUACCGGUGGUGGUGGAUCUGGGAACAACUUCCAUAUUCCGAGUUCACGAGAAAGCUGCAAUUCGCCCGUGCUGUUGCAGGGAAUCGCUACUCCGCAGACGCAAAAGAGCAUGGCUCGCGUUCAAGGAAGCGCUCCUGCGGUUGCCGUUGCCAAUCUCACGACUGGUUCUUCCACACAAAGCGUGGCACCUGUGACAGCAGUUGGACCAACGGAUUCGCUGGAUUGUAGUGCAGAGGUUUUAUCUGCCUUUGAAUGUCCGGUCUGCCUCGAAUACAUGCUUCCACCCUAUUUGCAAUGCCAAAGCGGACACCUUGUUUGUGGGAACUGUCGACCGAAGCUACAGUGUUGCCCUACGUGCCGCGGCCCUACACCAAGCAUCCGAAAUCUUGGACUUGAGAAGAUUGCAAACACGGUGAAGUUUCCCUGCAAGUUCAGCAAUUCUGGAUGUGGAUCGAUAUUUCAUCAUUACGAUAAAGUGGACCACGAAGAAACGUGCGAGUUCAGACCCUACAGCUGCCCUUGCCCUGGUGCGUCGUGCAGAUGGCAAGGAGCCCUUCAAGAAGUGAUGCCACAUUUAAUUAAGAUCCAUAAGAGCAUUACGACUUUACAAGGCGAGGACAUUGUCUUUUUGGCUACCGACAUCAAUUUACCGGGUGCAGUUGAUUGGGUCAUGAUGCAGAGCUGCUUUGGAUAUCACUUUAUGCUAGUACUCGAGAAGCAGGAAAAGUUCGAGCAAUCGCAGCAAAUUUUCUACGCCGUUGUUCAACUGAUUGGAGCCAAAAAAGAAGCAGAAAACUUUAUCUACAGACUUGAAUUGUCAACUAAUCGUCGUCGCCUUGUAUGGGAAGCCACACCGCGGUCCAUUCACGAGGGAGUAGCGCACGCCAUUUCACAAUCCGAUUGUCUUGCUUUUGAUACACCAACCGCUCAACUUUUUGCCGAAAACGGGAACUUGGGAAUAAAUGUGACCAUUACACAAGUCAACGAAUCAUUGCGA
This is a messenger RNA of Mesorhabditis belari, 1041 nucleotides long. Lineage: Eukaryota; Metazoa; Nematoda; Chromadorea; Rhabditida; Rhabditidae. The record is from the annotation of a GenBank genome assembly.